UUCAACUUAAAAAGACAUGCUUUAUUUCGCCGAAGGUACUUCCAUCAAUCCAUGAUUCCAUCAUAUAAUAAUAUGGUUGGUCAAAUAAGCAAACCACUCGAUCAUAAAGAAGAUUUAAGCCAAAAGACUUGACAGAGAGAUGAUUAAACCUCUCCAUCUCCCCUUUGAUUUAUCGAGUUUCGACCUCUAACGUAAUCCAUGGCUGUGUGGGGUGGGUUGGGGCAGGCGGCGACGGUGGCGCAGCUGGUCGGCGCGGACGUCGGCGGGCUCAUCUCCAGCAUCAUCCAAGCGGCAGCGACGGCUCGGCAGAACAAGAGGGAGUGCGACCAGCUCGCCCGCCGCGUCGUCAUGAUCGCCGACCUGCUGCCCCACCUGCAGGACCCGGAGGUGAUGCGGCGGCCGGAGGUCCGGCGGCCGCUGGCGGAGCUCGGCGACACGCUCCGGGAGGCUCACGAGCUCGUGGCCUCCUGCCAAGGCCGGAGCGCGGCAUAUCGGUUCGUCAUGGCGGGGCGCCUGGCUGACAGGUUCAGGGACGUGCAGAGCAAGAUCGACUCCUACCUCAUUGUCUUCCCUUUCAUCGCCCACAUCGACAUCACCCGUCGCCUCGAUCAGAUCUACAGAAUUCUUGCUCCAAACGAUACGGCCGCAGCAUCAUCUUCUUCAUCUGCAGGCAGCUCACAGUCGGAUCAAAUCUACAACAUUCUUGUUUCAAAUGAUACGACCGCAGCAUCUUCUCCUUCAUCUGCAGGCUCCCUGCAGUCACCAGAUGCGCUGGAGUUUGCACGGAUUUCUCAAGGAGAUGGAGGAGAGGAGUUCACCGUGAAGGAGCUCGUGGCGGCGACCAACAACUUUGCCAACGAGAUCGGCAGAGGCAGCUCCGGCAGCGUGUACAAGGGAAGGCUUCGCGACGGGCGGGAGGUGGCAAUCAAAUCCUUGGUAAAGACAUCGCCGGACCAUGGCCGGGAGGAAUCUCUCAUGAGGGGGCUCGCCAUUCUCUCCCGUCUCCGCCAUGACCACAUCGUCCGCCUCCUUGGCUUCUGCGUGGUAAGGGAGAAGAAGAGGGAGAGCACGCUGCUGCUAUCCUUCCGGAAGAAAAAGAAGGCGGCGGCGGAGAGGCAGGCUGGAGAGCUCCUUCUCGUCUACGAUUACAUGGAGAAUGGCUCACUCGCCGAUCAGCUGCAUGGCCACCUGUCGUCGUCGUCGUCGUCGUCGCCGGUGAUGGCGUCGUGGAAGAUGCGCAUCAAGAUGCUGCUCGGCGUGUCGCGGGGCAUCCAGUACCUGCACCACGGCGCCACCACGACGCCGAUCAUCCACGGGGACAUCAAGCUGUCCAACAUCCUCGUCGACUCGAGCUGGGUGCCGCAUUUGACGGACUUCGGCGCGGCGGUGAUCAACGGCAUGGAGCGUCCGAGCACCGUCGUGCACGGCACGGCCGGAUACAUCGACCCGGAGUUCUACAGCACAAUGAAUCAGACGCGGAGCAGCGACGUGAACAGCUUCGGCGUCGUGAUGCUGGAGAUGCUCACGGGCAAGAGGCCAAUUUUCAUCGAUCGGAAGGAGGAGGGCGAGGUCACCAACUUGGUAGCCUUUUCGCUUCCAAUCAUUGAAGACGGCGAGCUGGGGAGGUUGCUGGACAGGCGGCCGGCGGAGCCAACGGCGAGGCAGCUCGAGGCGUUGGAAAUGGUGGCGCGGACGGCGGCGCGCUGCGUGCAGCUGCAGCGGAAGGAGCGACCGGCGAUAUCGGAAGUCGUGGCCAUACUCGAGACUGAGCUUGAUCUCCUCCUUCGCGAUGGGUAGAGGUAGAGCGGUCGUCCGAUACUCCGAUGUGAAUGUGAGUUCGUCCCACCAUUUGCUGCAUCCAAAUUCCAACGGAAAAAAUAGCUUCAGAAUUCCAAUCGUCAAACAUAGCUUCAGUAAGAUGCUUUUCAAGGAAGACAUGUAUGAAUGUAUGCUUCUUUAACUUGAGUUUCAGACGUCAUGUAAAACGAUGUAAAGGAAAUUUACCUGUUUCUCCUAUUUUCAUGGAGAAAAAAAAUUGUAUGUGAACGGUGAACCA
Molecule: messenger RNA, 2056 nt
Organism: Oryza sativa Japonica Group (Japanese rice)
Lineage: Eukaryota; Viridiplantae; Streptophyta; Magnoliopsida; Poales; Poaceae
Product: putative serine/threonine-protein kinase-like protein CCR3
Biological process (GO): cell surface receptor signaling pathway; protein phosphorylation
Molecular function (GO): ATP binding; protein serine/threonine kinase activity
Source: RefSeq, a predicted model, not a curated record